CAGGCAGAGAGAGUUCUGCUCCCAACUUACUUCAUGUCACUACUAGCGGAAAACCACGGGGAUACGCGCUUUUAAAAAGCCACUAGAGCCGAAAACGGAAUUUAUGGCAGCCCGGGGACUGUAAGCGAAGAGAAGACUGGAUUUUUUGUUUCCUCUCAGAUGGGAAUGUAGCUUAGCUGGUUAGCCUGGCCACUAGCAGUAGCAAGUUAGCUCUGUCGAAGAGCGGAGGCGACACAAGUGGGCUUUUACUUGCUAAAGCGUCAUAACACCUCUACAAACCGCCCCAGUCUUUCCAAAGAGGUGUUUCUGGAGGCGUCGCCGUCACAGAAACAGAGACUCGGGACUGAAUUUGGGCUGACUGAGAGGAACUUAGCGUUACCGUUUUAGCUAGCUGGCUAGCUGGCCGUCACGUCAAUCUGUCAACCGAACCCGAAAUCCCAACCGGAUAGUUCGAGCCAAAUACCGGGGACCUGAACAUUUCCUCCGGUGACACACGAGCCUCAGGGAAAGUGGACUAAUAGCCAGUAACCCGAGAGGAAUCGCUCGCGGUGGGUUAACGGAACCGGUUUGUGCGGCCGGAGGGACAGUCAGAGUUUCUGAAGUUCAUCAACUGCGAGCCGGGGACGGAACCGGACAGAGACCUCAUGAAUGGAAAUCGGAACUACAGGAGCCGUUGGGGCCCAGUCCCUGUUCUCCAUGCCACGGAGGCCCGGCUAUGGCACCAUGGGGAAACCUAUCAAACUGCUGGCCAACUGCUUCCAGGUGGAGAUCCCAAAGAUGGAUGUCUACCUGUACGAGGUGGACAUCAAACCAGAGAAGUGUCCACGGAGAGUCAAUAGGGAGGUGGUGGACUCCAUGGUGCAGCACUUUAAGGUCACCAUCUUUGGGGAUCGAAGGCCAGUUUAUGAUGGGAAGAAAAGUCUGUACACCGCCAACCCACUUCCUGUGGCACCUGCAGGGGUGGAUCUGGAUGUCACGCUGCCAGGUGAAGGGGGCAAAGACCGGCCCUUUAAAGUCUCAAUUAAGUUUGUGUCUCUGGUGAGCUGGCACCUGCUGCACGAGGUGCUAACCGGGCGCAGUAUGCCAGAGCCGCUGGAAUUGGACAAGCCAAUCAGCACCAACCCAGUGCACGCUGUGGAUGUGGUGCUUCGCCAUCUGCCCUCCAUGAAGUACACACCCGUAGGCCGCUCGUUCUUCUCCGCCCCGGAGGGUUAUGAUCAUCCUCUAGGUGGCGGUAGAGAGGUGUGGUUCGGUUUCCAUCAGUCUGUUCGGCCCGCCAUGUGGAAAAUGAUGCUCAACAUUGAUGUGUCAGCCACGGCUUUCUACAAAGCACAGCCAGUCAUUCAGUUCAUGUGUGAGGUCCUGGACAUCCACAACAUUGACGAGCAGCCUCGGCCCCUCACAGACUCCCACAGAGUCAAAUUCACCAAAGAAAUCAAAGGUCUGAAGGUGGAGGUGACCCACUGCGGGACCAUGCGGAGGAAGUACCGCGUCUGCAAUGUGACCCGCCGGCCUGCCAGCCACCAAACGUUCCCUUUGCAGUUGGAGAACGGCCAAACUGUAGAACGAACAGUAGCUCAGUAUUUCAGAGAGAAGUACAACCUGCAGCUCAAGUACCCUCACCUGCCCUGUCUACAGGUGGGACAGGAGCAGAAACACACAUACCUGCCUCUGGAGGUUUGCAAUAUUGUAGCAGGGCAGCGGUGCAUCAAGAAACUGACAGAUAAUCAGACGUCCACCAUGAUCAAAGCCACGGCGCGCUCAGCACCAGACCGACAGGAGGAGAUCAGCAGACUGGUGCGCAGCGCUAACUAUGAAGCCGACCCCUUCGUGCAGGAGUUUCAGUUUAAGGUCCGGGAUGAGAUGGCCCACGUGACAGGGCGCGUGUUGCCGCCCAUGCUGCAGUACGGGGGCAGGAACCGCACUGUCGCCACACCAAGUCACGGCGUUUGGGACAUGAGAGGAAAACAGUUUCACACCGGCGUGGAGAUCAAGAUGUGGGCCAUCGCCUGCUUCGCCACACAGAGGCAGUGCAGAGAGGAGAUCCUCAAGGGUUUCACAGACCAGCUGCGCAAGAUCUCAAAGGAUGCUGGGAUGCCGAUUCAGGGUCAGCCGUGUUUCUGUAAGUACGCGCAGGGGGCCGACAGCGUUGAGCCCAUGUUUAGACACUUGAAGAACACUUACUCUGGGCUGCAGCUCAUCAUCGUCAUCUUGCCUGGAAAAACCCCUGUCUAUGCGGAAGUGAAGCGUGUUGGAGACACUCUUCUAGGAAUGGCCACUCAGUGUGUGCAGGUGAAGAACGUGGUAAAAACCUCCCCGCAGACGCUCUCCAACCUCUGCCUCAAAAUCAACGUCAAACUCGGCGGCAUCAACAACAUCCUCGUGCCGCAUCAACGGCCGUCAGUUUUCCAGCAGCCAGUCAUCUUUCUGGGGGCGGACGUUACACAUCCCCCUGCAGGAGAUGGGAAGAAACCAUCCAUCGCAGCGGUGGUGGGCAGUAUGGACGCUCAUCCCAGCAGGUAUUGUGCCACAGUGCGCGUCCAGAGACCCCGUCAGGAGGUCAUUCAGGAUUUGUCCUCAAUGGUGCGAGAGUUACUCAUCCAGUUCUACAAAUCCACUCGCUACAAGCCCACCAGAAUCAUCUUCUACAGGGACGGCGUUUCUGAGGGCCAGUUCAGACAGGUGUUGUAUUAUGAGCUGCUGGCCAUUCGAGAGGCCUGUAUCAGCCUGGAGAAGGAGUACCAGCCUGGCAUCACGUAUAUAGUGGUGCAGAAACGCCACCACACACGCCUCUUCUGUGCCGACCGCAACGAGAGGGUGGGUCGCAGUGGAAACAUUCCUGCUGGUACGACGGUGGACACAGAUAUCACACACCCCUACGAGUUUGACUUUUACCUCUGCAGUCAUGCUGGAAUACAGGGCACCAGCAGGCCCUCCCACUAUCACGUCCUGUGGGACGACAACUGCUUCACUGCUGAUGAGUUCCAGCUGCUCACCUACCAGCUGUGCCACACGUAUGUGCGCUGCACCCGCUCCGUCUCCAUCCCCGCGCCAGCCUACUACGCCCACCUGGUGGCCUUCCGCGCCCGAUACCACUUGGUGGACAAAGAACACGACAGUGCCGAGGGAAGCCACGUCUCCGGACAGAGCAACGGCCGGGACCCCCAAGCGCUGGCCAAAGCUGUGCAGAUUCACCACGACACCCUGAGGACCAUGUACUUUGCCUAAGCCAGCUCACAUUCAUCUAGUCAUGCACACAAACCCGACAACCACACACACAUGCUGACACACACACACACCUCCCAGAAUCCUGUGCGUCCUGAAGGGUCGAUCUCUGUGGGGAUAGAAGCACGGCCCACCCGACACUGUGCAGCAGGGCGAGGAAGGCCUUUAAGGAAGCCGACCUGCUUUAAAUCCACACAUGGACCUCGGCACUAUUAUGCAAUAUUAAACCAGCCAACUGAGGCCGUUCUGUCAGACCCCCCUCCAAAACCAAAAGGGAAGUCCGUCUGUAUAUCCCUCCCGCUCCUCUUCCUGUCUAAAACGUCACGUUUUAAUCACUCCCCCCCUGCCUGUCACGCCUUGUACCUCAACGUCUUUUCUAACAGCACUUUCCCCCCCCAUUUCUCUCUUAAUGUACCCCCCCCCCAAAUGAGAUGCGAAUGGAAGAAAAGACUGAGUCCGGAAGUUUUGGGGAGUUUUAAGGCAUCACAUGCUCUUACUACUACUACUACUACUAUGUACUUUUCUCCCCUUCUCGAUUAUUUUUGUAGCCAAUGGUGACUUAACUACGUGUUGAAAGUGUCCGUUGUGAAGAACCAAUCGUGCGUUAGAAUUUUAAAGCAGAAUUAUUGUUAGAAAAAGUGCCAUUGCCGAGCGUAAAGUCCUUUAUGACGUACCCCCACAGUGGGGAAGAAAGCUGACCGUUAGCAUAUUUUACGCUCCGUAAUAUCUGUGAGCUUUCAUUGUACCUAUGACGCAAAGUGAUCAUGUUUUGAUAUGCUUUUUAAAUCGGCCGAUAUUCCCUCCAAUAUUUAUUUGUCUCGAUCAAACGCAGCUCCUCUGUCGUGUUCACUUCCUUUCAGCACUUUUGUCUCAAUUUUAAACCAACAAAUGCAUAGUCUGUGUUGUGUGACAGAUCAUAGUUUAGUGCAAUAAUCCAUUAAGCGGGAUGAGAAUACCUCCAGUGCAAAGAUUCACGGUUUGCUAUUUGGGGAAGAGAAUUAAAAAGGCAGCCGAAUGCGCGAUUGGUUGGUUUUUCGGAUGGAGGUGUGAAUUGUUGGCACUUUUAUAGUUUAUUUUUCGAAAGUAGGAUGAUCGAUGGCGUGUUAACAAGUGCCUGCUAGAAAUGCUUGACGUUGGGAAGUUGAAACAGAAAUUUAGUUCAACCCGAAAGGCGCCACAUUCGACUGGACGGCCUUAAUAAAAUCGCAAGCCAGAGCGCUUUCAACUUUAAGUUUUGUUUCUCACUGCCCUGCCUGUUCAGAGGAUUUCGCUGCUAUUGUACUUGGAGUCAGACUGGCUGGUCAUGCUUCAGCAUGAGGGACUGAUCGGCAAGCUCUUGUGUUUGUGUUUAUGUGGAGAAGCUCCGAGCACUUGAUGUGUGCUCGUUCACUGGAGGGCCACUAGGGUUCAGUAUAGUGUUUUACUUGAAGAGUGCAUCUCAGUGCAGUGAGCGUUGGGUGCCUUACCGUCUCUCUGCGCACCAUCUGAAGCAUGUCCAGCUGUUUAAAGGUGAUAAUCUGCACUAAGUAAUGCGUAAUGCAUGGUGCUAUUAGGUGCGGCCCAUGGCGGCAUCAGCAAUUGGUUAUUUGCCGGAGACUUAAUUUGUAAGAUGGGAACAUGGGAUGCAUAAAUGGUGCUGGUUGCAUGUAUUUCUCUCACUCUCUGAAGAGACAUUUGUCGUCAGGACAGACGUUUGGUCGUUUUUUUUUUUUUGUAUGUUUUGAUUUUAUUAUGUUGAAAGGUACAGCACUGUGGCCAGUCGGAGUAUGAUUAUGGUUGAAUGAAGUGCGGGAUGCUUUAAUGCAUAAUUAGGACUUUGAUGUGAUUUUUAGUCCCAAAUUUUUGCAGCUUAACCCUCUAUACAAUUACAGUUUUCCUCAGUGGCUUUGCUGCAUUUCUCACAACACUAUUUACAUUUGCACGACAGCUAAUGGGUUUUCUCAAAAUAAUUAGUAUAAACUGCAAAACCUAGUUGAUAACCUGCAGAAGCGUGUCACUUGCUCAAAAUGGAGAGCUCAUUCCUCAAAAGCAAGUAUUGAUGUCAAUGAAAGUGUCAGUGUCAUCACGAUGAAAAGUCCUGACACCAUUGUUUAUGAACUAGAUAGUCAAAUGGCUGUCAUGUUUUCACUAUGACAGUUUACUCUUCAUUAUUUCCAAUGCAGAAUAGUCAGAUUUUGGUGACACAUCCUGAAAAUGCUCAAGACAGCACUACAGUAUACACUAUCUGCACAGCCAUCUGAAAACUACAGUAAAGUUAUACAUCACUGCAUUUACUGAGGUAUCGGAGUUCAAGACACUCAAUAUGUAUGUUUCACAUUUUUACUGCGUAUGCUCUUUGCAUUCCUAAUUUAUUCACAGCAUUGUGCAAAAGAAUACACACACCCUUAUUUACAACAAACAUAAACUCCCUUUAGGUAGAGCUGUGCACAACUGUAGACAAUAUUGCAGUACAUAUUAAAACUGAACCUACAACACACACAGGCCUGUAAAUCAUUCAUGAAAUUGUUCAAUUUAGAAAAAAGAUUUAACAUUUUUUAUGAAAUUAGCUUGACAGAUUUUGACAACUAGUUCAACAUUUUAGUAUGUAAAGACUCCAGUAAUGAAAUGAGGACUAUUAGUUUUAUAUGGAAUGACUAUUCAGCCUUCACAAGUUUAUUUAAUUUUGACUGACAUGACAUAAGCAGAUGAUAAUGUUAUAAACAGCAGAGAGUCGUAUGAAAGCAGUUGAUGCAUGUCCAAAAGCAUUUGCAAUUUGUUGGAAGGAAUGAGAAACUGCUACUGUGAUGUGCACAAAUGACUAAUUGUUUUGAGAAAUGCAUGAACUGUUGUGCAAAUGUAAAGAGUGUUGUGAAAAAUGCACCAAAGCCACUGAGAAAAACUGUAAAUUGCCAUUGGCUUGUAAAUUGUAGGUUCCCUGUCUCGAUGUAGAGGGUUGCAGUUCUUAAAUUCUAAUAUAUACAGUUGAAGAUGAAAUUAUUAAUAUUAAUUAGCCCUCCUGUUAAAUAUGUUCAAGUAUUUCCCAAGUGCUUUUUAAACAGAGCAAGUGAUAUAUUUUUUCCCACAUUGUUAUAGUUUUAUUUAGAAAUAAUAUAAACAACACUGCUAGGGUCAUUUUUAUUAGAUUUUAUUUCAAUGGGCUACAGUUAAACAAACCACUGUUGUCCAAGGACUUGCCUAAUUAUUCAAAUUGAGCCAUUAAUUUGCACUUUAAGCUGAAUACCUGUAUCUAGCAAGAUAACUAGAAAAUAAAUGUUCUGUCAUCAAAAGUUAAAACGUUAUUAAAUUGUAGGGCUGCAUGAUUCUGGCUAAAAUGAGAAUCACGUUUUGUUUUUGCUUCAAAUCAAGCUCAUUAUUUUCUCACGAUUCUGUAGUGGUAAAAUAAAGGUUAAUAUGAGCAGGCUAUUAUUAUUGUUAUUACUCAAACAUAGGGUAAAACAUUUAUAAUAAUAUUAUGUGUAUGUCUACUGUUGGUUAAAAUGCUAUGUUUUGUGUAGAGUUGGACCGGUGGACUUGAACACACUUUAAAUUUGUCCUGGUCAUUAAUGCACAGUAACAGUGGCGCCUGCAGCUGUACGCACUGUGCGUACCUACCAUGAGACGACGUGAAUUGAAGCAGAGUAUUUAUUUAUUCAUUAAUUUUUUUACAUUAUUUUAAUUGAUUAUUAAACAGUAUACACUACGAUACAUUGACGAAGCAAGAAAGAAUGAGAAUAAAUAAAGGUGUGCGUUUGCAUGGUGGGAGAUGAGUAAAGAAAUCUAUUGGCUUUAGUUUUGCUGGCUGUUUUUCCGCACACUAAAAAAUACAAUUCAGAUAGCUAUUGUUUAAAACAAGGUUCAAAAUGAGUUAACGCUCUUUAAAACAGCUGAACUUAAUUGAGACAUUCGCCGAAAGGCCUAAAACUAAUAAGACAAAUAUUGCUUCCUCACACGGGGUGGAGACAGGCAAUCUCGUCAGCACCUGAGCCGGGGGAACUCCAGGUCCAGCCCGUGGCUGUGCAGCCUCCUCGCAUGAAACUGCCACCAUUUAAGGCGUUUUAAACUUACUUUACAUUUUUUUCUGACAGACUGGCACAAAUUAGCUGACAUCUUCAUUCUCACAUCAAGUUUCUGAGUUCUCUCACCCUUCCAAAAAAGUUUGGUUUGGAAGCACUUCACAUCAGAUGUUAUUGGUUAUACUUGUUUAUCUAGUAGAUAACUGACCAACAAAAAAUAAAUUCAAAUUAAGAUACAUUGAUGUCUCAUUUGCGGCAAUGCCCUUAAUUAAUGUAGCCUUUGACAGCAAGCAUCAGUUUGUUUUGAGAUUGCAAUAAGAAUAAAGGAUGAGGCGUGGGGUGGUGCUGGAUAUGUGCGUACCUUGGAAUAAAAUCCUGCAGGCGCCCCUGCACAUUAAAGUGAUGGUAUCAGAAUAUUCAAUUAAAUUAAUGUUUAUUUCUAUAGCGCUUUUUACAAUGUAGAUUGUCAAAGCAGCUUAACAUAUUUCUAGUAAAGUGCAGAUUUCAAGCACAGUUCAGUGUUGUUUAAAUUUCACUGCUAAAAGUUCAAACACUGAAGAGCAAAUCUAUCGAUGCGAAGCUCCACAAGUCCCAAUCCGAGCAAGACAGAGGCGAGGAAAAACUUCAUGCUAAUAAUACUAUUCAUAACUCUGAAGUUGAAUUAUUAUGUUUGAGACAUAUGCUUGCAAUCUGUCAUUGACAACAUUAUUAGACCAUUUUUUCUCCACUGGUAAAAUUAGACAUUUGUCAUUUUCAGCUUUCCUCGCAUUAUAUUCAACAUUAUAUAGGCUAGAUUAGAUAUACUGACACUGUUACUUGUUUAUUGUCAUACACAACACUCUGUGUUCACUAUUAAAAAAAAAAAAAAAAAACAUAUCAAAUGCUUAUCGUAAUCAUAACUCUGUUCACUGAAGUAGACUUCAUUAGCUGGCACACGUGUCCUCUCUGUGGUAAAACACAGCUGACGGUCAGCCCUUAUGGGAUUUCGUGUCCGCGAAUACAUUAUUACAUGAAGACAGAAAUACAUUUUUGGCUGAAUCAUACCGUAUAAAUAAAGUAUGUGACUCUUAACACCAUUUGGAGGUGUCCACGUUGUUGAACAACGUAUAUAAAACAAUGUCAAGACUCUUGCAACCACCUUUUCUCCAGACCUUGAAAAUAUAAAUGGCUGAAUCGUAGAAUUGCUGUAGAAAAGAUAGUGUGGGGGUCGAAUCGAGAUUGUGAUCUUUUUUCCAUUAAUCGUGCAGCCCUUUUGAAUUGUUUAAAACUAGGUUUGAAAAAAAUCUUCUCUCCAUUUAAACAGCACUUGGGAAAUGUAAAAUGACAUACGUCAGAGGAGACAAUAGUAUUGUCUUCAACUGUAUAUAAUGUAUUUUAAAUAAUGACCUGAUAAACAUUUGUUAAAGUCAGCAAGCUAUAUAGAGUGUUUAGUGCAGGGGUGUCCAAACUCGCUCCUGGAGGGCCGGUGUCCUGCAGAUUUGAGCUUCAACUUGCUUAAACACAUCUGCACGGAUGUUGCUAGGAAGCCUAGUAAGAGCUUGAUUAGGUGUGUCUGAUUGGGAUUGGAACUAAACGUUGCUAAAACUUAACUAAAGUUUGGGCACCCCUGGUUUAGUACAUGUAAAAGUGUGCAUUAAAGGUACAGCAUGCUUUACGCCCAUCUAAAGUGGUUUGAAUGAUGCAUAAGCAUCAAAACUGCGGCUGCUGAAAUUGUGCCCUUCUAUAUUCCACCUUCCCCAAUGAAACCACUAUUGGUGCUUCAGAGCCUUGGAAGUAAAACCGUGAGUGUGUGGCUGCCAAACUGCUAUCAGUUUCACAAGCAAUCUUGAUGAGGUGUCAUGCAAUUUUAUUUUUGUGUAGAGCUAACUUUAAAAGAAAAAAAAAAUAUAUAUAUAUAUGUAUAUAUUACCUUAUUACUAACACUUGCCUAAUAUUUUGGCAAGAAGUGUCUCUUUAAAGGAAUAGUUCAGUUAGAAAUAAUAAUUAUAAAUUGUUUACUUGCCCAUAUGUUGUUUCGAGCUUGCAUGAGCUGCUGUUUAAUAGCUUAUUUUCCGUUAAUUGUGGAGCUUGAUAGUACAAAUAAGUCAAAUUUUGCUGCCAAAGUCAAUAGCCAGGUUUCCAUCCACAUAUUUAUGUGCAAAUUUUGGAAUGUUGCAUAAAAAUAAAAUCUUAUUGGAGACACCAAGAUGUGCAUAACAGAGUAGGUUAAACUUUUUUUUUUUUAAACAAAAGUUUACAUAAACCACUAUAAAAACACAAUUACCAAAUAAAUUCUUGAAUGUCCUUUAAAAAAAUCAAUCAAUUUGAACUGAUCAUGUGAUGAUAAUGUGCAUGAUGGGACGCAUUAAUGGAUCAUAGAAGUUCUAGCAAACUAAAACUGUCAGUCCAGUUUUCAGAGUUCAAGUUUAGUUUAGUUCAGUUCAGUGUGGCUUAAUUUCACUGCUGAAAGUUCAAACACUGAAGAGCAAAUCCAUCCAUGUGCAGCUCCACAAGACCCGAACCAAGCAAGCAAGCCAAUAGCGACAAUGGUGAGGAACAAAACUUCACCAAUUGACGAAAGUGAAGGGAAAAAAUAAACCUUGAGAGAAGCCAGGCUCAGUUGGGGAUGGCCAUUUCUCCUCUGGCCAAACUUUUUGUGCUGAGCUGCACUAGGUGCCGGAGUCAUCACAGUGGUUCAGUAUUUUUAUUAUUAUUAUUAUUAUUAUUAUUAUUAUUAUAUCCUUAUUAGCUCCAGAACUAUCUUGAGCAUCUGUCUGAGCUCAAAAAGAGUGGCUCACGCCUCCAAAAGCCACCGCAUUGCGUUCAUUGCGUUUUGUCAUUGAUUUCUGAGAUGUAACUCAUUUAAUCUACAAGAAAUAAGGCCCACAUUGGCUUCUCCUACCACUGCAGAUUCAGUUUUUCUUAUUGAUGUUUGCCAUCAGUUUAUCAGCAUGUGACAAUUUAGUUCUCUUUGACUUAUUGGAUUUAUUCAAAAAUGUUUUAUGCAGUAUUCCAGUUGUCUACAUAAGUCUAAUUCGCAUCUUUGGAUGGAAACAGAGCUAUUGUUAUUGCAAAAACCGCACAAGCCUGGAAUGACAUACGGGUGAGAAAUUGAAUGCAAUUUAAAUUUUUACCUGCAUGAUUCCUUUAAAGCUCCAACACGUAUUGCCUCAGUGCGUUUAACUGAAGACUGUCGAUAGUGUGUGUGUGUUGUUGUUGUUGGAGUUUCUGUGCUAGCAGAUGUUGUGAAGAAGGGCCAUCGCUUUGUAGCACACUUGAGUUUAUUGCCUGACUGAAUGGCUUCCGUUAAAAACGAAGAUAAACGGCCAAGUCAGACACGGUGUACUUUCCUCGAUCCUCUCGUCUUGUCUUUGAUUUUAGCGCUUUUUUUUGGGAGGGUCUUCUUCUUUUAGGGUCUAAAACGUAACACGAGUUCAAAGUUCAUAGAAAGUGCCUUUCCUCAUGAUGGUGCUGAAUAAUCUGAGACUAAAGUGAGAAAUCAAAGAGCAUAUUAGUCUUAUUCUUACCUUGAAGAAGGUGUUGCACACGCAAACACGCAUGAACACAUUUGUAUCUCCACCGGGAGGCUGGUAAUGGUGCCUCUUUGUAUAUUCAGAUAUUAUAUGAUGAUGAAAUAUGCCAAGUAUACGAGCAGACGGUUGUAUCAUACUGUAUUAAGAGUCCGGACCAAUGCAAUGGAAGGGUUCAUAUGUGCUACCUUUAGAUGAAGGGCAGAGCGGACACUCAUUUGACACACAGCCUGACCCUGGACAGAAAAGCCUAGCACAGCACUUUAAAGACUGCCACCCAAACAAGAAAGCAAAGUCAGAGCGCUUUGCUCUCCUUUUUUACUUUAUUUCACCCCCAUAAGCCCCUGUUUUCAUCUACUCCAGCAAAAGUCGCUUUCUAGCACUUGAAAUCUUUGCUGAGGGGAACUUGAGCGAGAUUAUUUGAGGUUUAGAGUGGGCCACCAGUGACGUCUUAUUUUAGAUUUCACUAUACACACCCUAACACUCAAAUUUUUUUUGAAACGGGCUCAUUUUACAGCUCCCCUCAAUGAAACAGUAGAGUUUUACCAUUUUUUUAAUGCAUUCAGCCAAUCUCUGGGUCUGGUGGGAGCCAAUUAUAGCUUAGCUUAGCAUAGAUCAUUGAAUCAGAUUAGACCGUUAGCAUCUCGCUCAAAAGACCAAAGAGUUUCAAUAAUUUUGCUAUUUAAAGUUCGACUCUUCAGUAGUGUACUAAGACCAUUGCUAUUACUACUAAAGUUACUAGUACAAGGAACUAUACUAGUAUUCUGGCGCAAUAAUCAAGGAGUUUUGUGGUUGUAUUAUGGCUGCAAUAUUAGGCCUGAAUUUAAUCCCUUUUACUACUAAAAAGUUGCUAUUUGUGGUAGGAACUAGUACUAAGAAUUAUACUCGUAUUCUGGCAUAAUAAUCAAGGAGAUUUGCGGCUGCAAUAGGAGCAAUAUUAGGCUUGAAAAUAAUCCCUAUUACUAAAAAGUUGCUAUUUUUAGUAGGAACUAGUACUAGGAACUAUACUGGUAUUCUGGCGUAAUAAUCAAUUAGUUUUGCGGCUGUAUUAUGGCUGCAAUAGGUGCAAUAUUAGGCCUGAAAGUAAUCCCUAUUACUACUAAAAAGUUGCUAUUUUUUAGUAGGAACUAGUACUAGGAACUAAUCUUGUAUUCUUGUGUAAUAAUCAAGGAGAUUUACGGCUGUAUUUUGACUGCAAUAGGCGCCAUAUUAGCCCUGAAAAUAAUCCCUAGCAGCAAGCGCUACACUGCACAACCAGUUACAAUCUGUGUAAUGUCAUCGUAAAACUCUUUUGUCGUUUUUAAAGAAAGAUGCCAACGGUCUAAUCCGAUUCAGUGGUUUAUGCUAAGCUAAGCUAAACUUUUUCCUGGAUUAAAAAAUGGCAAAUCUCAAUUGUUCAUUUCUAUUUCCUGAAAAUAGUCCCUAGCACUGCAGCGCCAGUUACAGUCUGUGUAAUGCCAUUUGUGAAACCGUUUGGUCAAUUUUUAAAGCAAGAUGCUAACGGUCUAAUCUGAUUCAAUGAUUUAUGCUAAGCUAAGCUAAAAGUUGUCCUGGAUUUUAAAAAAGGGCAAAUCUCAAUUGUUCAUUUCUAGGAGAGCUGUAAAAUUAGCCUAUUUUCAAAUAUAAAAGUGAAGUGUUCCUUUAAAACUGAUUUUAGUUGACGUUGUAGUGGUUGUUCGCUCCCUCUCAGUGUGCAGUGGCCCUUGUGAGUCUACAUGCAUAUACAGUUCAUGUGUUCAAUGCAAUCGAUUGGCUUGUAUUUUGUCACAGUGGGUGGCUGUUAGUCCAGGAGGAAAUACCUCGAUGAGAGAUCGCAAAAACACUGCACCUCACUUACCUUGGUAUGCUGCAAACGAUAGUGGAAGAAACUGCAAACGGGUGAAUCUCACGAAACCACGUGUCCUGCUCACAUUUAAUGCAAGAAGGGGGAGAAGAAAUACUUUAGCAUUGUUUUUAGGAGAAUUAAACCCAUUCCUCCCUAAAUUCUCAUCAUUGUGUCAUAUGCAACACAUUUUUCUCUUAUAAUUCUCAUUGUUGCAAUGCAAAAAAAGGAUAAUAUUAAAGCUGAAAUGCAUUUAUUCAUUGCAGUAAUGUUAGUUGCAUUGCAUUUACUUUAUGAGGAUUUAAUGGAAUGAAUGUUUAGAGAGUAUAUGCUUCAUGCAGAGUUCAGACUGCACAAUUUUCAAAGUAGCCACGUCACGUAUGUUUUCAAACUGACUCUCAUUAGCAGUCCGUCGCUGCUGUUUAUUCUGCAAGAUGGAUCGGCGACAGGGGGUUUCACAUGACAUUACAAUAGAAGAAUCUACAACUUUGUCUCGGCCCGCAAACUAUGUCUAACAACCAAACACAUGCAAGAAGUGACAUGAAAAUAACGUGAGGUCACAGUAUAUCUGGUAUUAACUACAUAAUGAGAAGAAAUCCUUUAGUGGGGUAGAAAAUGUACAUAUUUUGCUCAUCUGGGUUUUGAAGGGAAUUAGCGAUUUCUCUCAAACUUUUUUUUCUUUUUCAAGCCGGUUGUGGUAUUGCUCAGAUGACACGUCAAACAGACACGAAUGCUCCUGCCAAAUUUACACUAGUUUUUCCUCCAUUUCUUGGGUCCAAAUAGACCAAUAAGAAACACUUAACUUCUCCCCCAACCUUCCGCUGGCCUGCAGGUACCCAUACGAGUGGAUGCUGCUCUCUUAUUGGCUGUAGACAAUUGCGGAUGUUAUUUUCAAUCAGAGCACAUUUCACACGACAUGAUUUUGAAUCGCUGAAGCUCUAGAUAUUUAGCAUGGUAAAUAUCUCAGGGGUGUCGGCGACACAUUGGCGAUUCUCUCAGAUGGCGUCUUUGAUCGUUCACACUGUGUUAUUGUCACUCAUGUGAACGAACACCGAUUUGCCUGUGAUUUCAACCAAUCGUCUGCGAUUUCUCCAAAAUCCAGUUGGCGAGUCAAAAUCAGGGCUAAAAUCCUGCAGUCUGAACUCGGCAUUAAUUGUUGCAAAAAUUGCUUAUUAAAGUGGGCUUUAAUCAAUAUUUAGCAAAUUCCGUUGCAAAGAAAGAGGUUUCAAUAUUAAAAGUUCAUAAUAUUUAACUUUUUAAACUGUUAAAUUAAUAAUUUAAUUAAAUUGUAAAUAAAUUAAACACUGAUUUAAUUAAUGUAAUUAGGUUUUCCUAACAAAAAAGUUGCAUUUAAUUUCAGUUAAUCUUUAUUUCUGCAGUGCUUUUUACAAUGUAAAUAAAAGUUAAAAUGGCUUCAGUUCUGUCACAGUUGACGACAAGUUUAGUUAAUUAAUAUCGAAGAGUAUGCCAUAAUAUAAUAGAAUAGUUUCUCAUGCCUCGUUCACAGUAGUAACGACUUUGUAGCGCUGCCUGUCGCUCUGGGUGUUGAGGUCUGUGUAGGUCUUAACAGCAUGAAUACUUAGCAAGCUGAGAGAGGAUCACGUGAGCUCUACUGGUGCUCCUAUUGGCUCAAGAAAGUCGCUCUUCAUUUGCAUAAAGUUGAAGGAUUCUCAGCUUUGUCGUGUUGCUCGACACGCCCACCUGGACCAACGGUCGCUUGUGUAGACUGAGGUCGCCUUAAGUCGCUCUCUCCAUUAAAAUGAGCGAUCACAUGUCACUGCGAGUCGCUUAUAGUGUGAAUGAGGCUUCAUGCAAAACGUAAAUUCUUCCGUUUCCUUGUGACUUUGGGAAGGACACAUGCUUUCGAGAUUCACCCAGAUAUUAUUACUUUGAUUACAGUGUAAUGCUUGACUAAUGCCUGACAACAUUAUCUUUAACCAUUUUAGAGCGAGAAGUCUAAUUGUAAGAAAACAAAGCUAUUAUUUUUUAAAAUCAUAACACGUAUCUUCUUUUAUUGAGCCAACGUUUAUUUUGUUGUCCUAUUUAAAUGUGUUGUUUUUUUUUUCUUUUAAUAUAUUGGAAAUAUAUAUGGGAAAUAUUUAACGGUGUAUUUAUUGAGGGAGUGCUUAUUAUUAUAACGCGGCUGGAGAAUCCGCAGAGUUCGAGCUCUCACACACACACACACACAAACAAACACAUAACAAGCACAACCACAAGCCUGACGUGUCUUUUCCAGAUCAUCUCAUCUCUGAGGGACGGAGAAAACACGCUGACUUUAUUCCACACACAUUCAAAGCUGACCGUUUCGUUUCAUCCAGAGCUGCUAAAACUCUUGAUUAGCCAUACACGUUUCCCUGGAAGGAUGUUCAGAAUCGUCCGGUGCUUUCAAUGGAGUCACGGUGUUUGUCAUUUGCUUGAGUUUCAUCGUCUUCGUGCCAGAGAGAGGGUCCCAUUCCACUCAGAUAUAUAUGAAUAUAAAUAUAUAUAUAUGAGCCUCAGCCUUAACUGUACUCGUAUUUCCAAUUCGACGCCUUUAGUUGUGCGUAGAGAAGCAACUACUAACUCACUACGCGGCAUCUAUUAAACCACUAACUGUGCGACAACAAAACAAACAUAAAAAAAACAUGCAUUUUCGUCGCAAAGCAUUGCAUUUUGGAUUUCGGAGGACAUGCUCAUUUUCCAAGAGGACAGAGGCAUCGAGUUAUGGACGACGUUGCACCAAAAUGGCUGAACGGCUCUUAAAAAUGUUUACAAAACGGUUUACUGCUAAUGCGACGCUCCAGCAUUCCACUGACGGACUGUGAACCAUCCAAUGCAAACGUGUUUUUCUGUCAUUUCACGUCUCUUGGUACCAGAGCAUCUUUUCCCUGUGCUUAUACGAAAGAGCCAAAGUUCAGCCGCGGCGUGUGUGUGUUUUAUUUUAUUCUUUCGUUUUUCCGUGAUCUCCGUGUCUCUGUCCUCUCCUCUCUCCUUUACGGAGUCUCUCUGACGUACCAAGGGAUCUUUCUUUUAAUUUCAGAUGUCUUUCUUUGUUUAAUAAUACUCUCUUUGUAGAUCAAUGGCCUUUUAGUGUUGCUUUGCUUCAGUUUGGAGUGUAUCUUUCACUAAUACUUGCAAUAAAAAGCUUUGCUUUUGAAACACA
Molecule: messenger RNA, 15690 nt
Organism: Danio aesculapii
Lineage: Eukaryota; Metazoa; Chordata; Actinopteri; Cypriniformes; Danionidae
Gene: ago3a
Product: protein argonaute-3
Biological process (GO): regulation of stem cell proliferation; regulatory ncRNA-mediated gene silencing
Molecular function (GO): protein binding; RNA binding
Source: RefSeq, a predicted model, not a curated record